This is a messenger RNA of Laccaria bicolor S238N-H82, 2744 nucleotides long. RefSeq lists its product as uncharacterized. The record is from RefSeq and is a predicted model, not a curated record. The transcript is spliced from 16 exons. NCBI's taxonomy places the organism in Eukaryota, Fungi, Basidiomycota, Agaricomycetes, Agaricales, Hydnangiaceae. Gene Ontology annotation, cellular component: vacuolar transporter chaperone complex; fungal-type vacuole membrane. Bases 1 to 2616 code for a protein of 871 amino acids.
AUGAAGUUCGGUACAAAAAUUAGCACCGAUUUAUAUAACGAAUGGCGACCAUUCUAUCUCGAUUACAAUCACCUCAAACGUGAACUAAAGGCUCGUACAACCAGUCACGGUUGGGGGCCGAAAGACGAGCAAGAGUUUACCUUGCUGCUCGAGAAAGAGCUUGACAAGAUUCAUGAUUUCCAGAUGUCAAAGGCGCCUAAAACGGCCUAUAUUCAGACAUCUGAACUCUCUCGCCGUAUUCGGGAAGCGGAGAAAGAUGUUAAGCGUCUCGUGGCAGAGGAAUUGCAGUCAAACAGGGAAGGCGAAACUUCUCCCCCCGGUUCUCGACCCGACCUUGAGAGCCAGCAGCAUCAGGAGGAUCCUUACGCGCACGACGGUGGUUCUGAUGAUGACCUAGAUGAUGAUGAUGACGGAAACGACACUGACGAAUCCUUUGAAGCCCUCGAAGAUCGUUUUCACGGUCUUGAGGAAGAAGUAGCCAUACUCGUUGCCGAUGUGCACGACUUGGCUCUCUACACCAAGCUGAAUAUUACCGGCUUCAUGAAGAUCUUGAAAAAACACGACAAACAAACCGGAAUGCAACUCAAAACGUCUUUCAUUCAAGAUUACCUGGAAAAGCGACCCUUCUACAAAUAUAAUUGGGACGCACUCAUCGUCAAGUUGUCCAAGUUGUACGACCUGGUGCGGACGAGGGGGCACCCUAUCCAGGGUGAUUCAAGUGCAGGAGGCAACCAAAGUGCGUUUGUCAGACAAACAACGAAAUAUUGGGUACAUCCGGACAAUCUCGUGUCACUCAAGUUGGCCAUCUUAAGACAUCUACCCGUCUUGGUUUUUAAUGCCGAGAAGGAGUUUGAACCAAAGGAUUCUGCCAUCACGUCAAUAUACUUCGAUAACGAAGAGCUCGAACUUUAUUUAGGCCGUCUGGAGAAAACUGAAGGCGCAGAGGCUAUCCGGCUUAGGUGGUAUGGCGAUAUUGACAACAAAACUAUUUUCGUCGAGCGUAAGACACACAGAGAAGAUUGGACCGGAGAGAAAUCCGUCAAAGCUCGAUUCCCUCUCAAAGAACAUCAAGUCAACGACUUUUUGCGUGGAGACUACACCGUCGAUGUCGAUUUCCAGGCUCUCGUGAAAAAGGGUAAAAAGUCUCAGCAGGAGGUGGAUUCGAUGAUCCAGCUUGCUAACGAGGUGCAGUAUGCUGUCUUGACGAAGAAGCUUCAACCUGUGAUGCGUUCGUUCUACAACCGAACUGCGUUCCAACUUCCUGGCGACGCCCGUGUGCGUAUCUCCCUCGACACAGAGUUAACCUUGGUCCGCGAGGACAAUUGGGAUGGCCGGGCUCGUUCAAAAGAUAACUGGCGUCGCACAGAUGCGGGUAUCGACUUUCCCUUUGAACAAGUCCCUCCUGAAGACAAGGAGAUAUUCAAGUAUGGCGUACUGGAGGUGAAAUUGCAGACCCAGUUUGGCCAACAACCACCAGAAUGGGUUCAAGAGCUCGUUCAAUCCCAUCUUGUCGAAGCCGUGCCUAAGUUUAGUAAAUUUAUACACGGUUGCGCCACUCUCCUUCCAAAUCGUGUGGACUUGGUCCCAUUCUGGCUUCCCCAAAUGGACGUCGAUAUUCUGAAACCAGAUACCGGCUACCUCAGCGUGAUUGAACGGCCAUCUACCAUCGUCAGCAAAGGCACUUCAAGACAGAGCUCCGCUGGUUCUCACUCUCCUUCGACGCCCUCCUACACAGAGCCUCUGUCAGAAGGUGAAGAGGAUGACGACGCCGACCUUUCAAUAGCGAAGGAUGAAGACAAACGCACAGGUCUAAGUGGCGACGAAGUCAAAGCCGCCAUAGCUUUCCGUGAACAGAUGCUGAAGGAGAGACGAGAAGAGGACGAAGCGAAGGGCGUCACGUCCAACUUUGAAGCCGAGGGAAACAAUGAGGAGGACGAGUCGCCCGAGACUAGCGAAGUUGGUCGCCGUAGAAAGCCCAAACACCAUCGCGAGAAGUCUACUAUCUCAUCCACGUUAAAAACCCGGACGUUGUCUAUCGACCCAUUGGCCCCGUCAUCUGCGUUUGAUGAAACGUUGAAGACGAAGCUGAGGGGUGCGAGAGACGCCAGGCGAAGAGCAGAGGAGAGUGGGAAUGGAUAUCGUGAUAACGAGAACAACGAUGAAGGUGGAAAUAGCGAAACGGAAGGCGAAAAUCCCGCACUUGGCGGGAUCAAACCCGGUGCGGACGACCGUAUUUUGGAACGUAACUGGUCUGCGCCUGCUGGUAAAAAAAUCGCAGUCCCUGUUCGCAUAGAACCGAAGGUGUACUUUGCUGCGGAAAGGACUUUCCUUAAAUGGCUUAAUAACGCUGUCUUCAUCGGCUCUAUUGCCACAACAUUGCUAAACUUCAUACCCCCAGACGACCCGCGAGGUUUAAUCAGUGCAUGGUUCUUCACCUUCGCCGCGUUGCUCUCUAUCGCUUAUGCUGCGGGUAUCUUCCUCUAUCGGUCGUACAGACUGCGGGAACGACGUGCGGAUGGGUUGUAUUACGAUAAAUACGGACCCACCGUAUUGUGCUUUGUCCUAUUUUUGGCCCUCGCAACUAACAUCGGAUUACGGGCAUCGGAAAUGUUAUGAAGUCGACCAUAGAUGCGGAAGUGUUGUUCUUGUUUAUUGGCAUCUUUGGGAUGGGCACGUUGGGAGGAUGGACUACCUUAAUUUCUAGUUUCCCCAAAUAGUAUAUAGGUUUGGUCCAACUCUUGUAU